AAUGGUUGACCCAGAACAGACUGAUGUCAAGCAAAUAGCUUUGAUAGUGCAGCCUCACGGUGAUGGCCAUAAGGUGAGAGUGGAAACGGCCCUGAUAAUCGAUGCGGUGACCCUAUUCUACGAGACACUUUAUGACCUUACUAUUGACCAGAAGAAGAUUUUGAAAGCACUGCCACUAAGCUGUAAAUCUACAAACAGUUGGAAUGACGGUUAUACCAUAAUAAACUUGAUGAAAUCGAAAUCUACACAAGGCAUAACGGGACUUGUGCAGUUUGAUGUGGAAGGUUUCCGAAGAGAUUUCAAAAUAGACGUACUCGAGUUAUUCCCGGAUGGAUUGCUCAAAAUUGGAGAGUGGAAUUCGUCUGUGCGAAAUGUUCAUUUGAAUCGACCAGAUAGAGCGAAAUAUGGAAGUGGUAAACCAGGAGACAAUAUCUUCAACAGGACAUUUACUGUACUGAUAAGUAUA
Messenger RNA from Leptinotarsa decemlineata (Colorado potato beetle), 466 nucleotides. RefSeq names its product glutamate receptor ionotropic, kainate 1-like. The record is from RefSeq and is a predicted model, not a curated record. Lineage: Eukaryota; Metazoa; Arthropoda; Insecta; Coleoptera; Chrysomelidae.